This is a messenger RNA of Rotaria sp. Silwood2, 1032 nucleotides long. Lineage: Eukaryota; Metazoa; Rotifera; Eurotatoria; Philodinida; Philodinidae. The record is from the annotation of a GenBank genome assembly.
AUGUCCAGUACGUCUUUAUCUUUAGGAAAGUGUCCAUUAUGUUUAAAAUCUCUUCGUGUAAAAAAUUUUAAACGUCAUUGUGACCUUUGCCAUGAUAGUAUAAAUACAAAAGAAAAAUAUGAAAAAUUAUUAUUAAAAAUGAAACAAACAAUUAACAGUCAACAUCAAGAUAUACCAACAUCAGAAUCCACAGCAUCAAAUGAAUCAUCAACAAUUACCUCGAAUAACACAUCAGCAACAAUAUCAAAUGAAACAAAUACUGAAUCACCAGCUGUUAAUGGAUAUGUGUCAUCACCUGAUGUUAUAUUAAAACCUAAUGAUGAUUCACAGACAUCAGCAUCAAAAGCUACAUCAUCAAACGAAACAAAUCUUGAACCAGCAGCUGUUAAUGGAUAUGUAUCAUCACCUGAUGUUGCAUUAACACCUGACGAUAAUAAAUCUUUAGAUAAUGUUCAAUUUCAACAUUUUGUUGAAAUAAAAAAUGAUAUUUGUGGUGAUAUUAAAUAUAUUUUAAAACAAACAGAAUUCGCAUCGAAACUUGUUGCAUUAGCAUUUGAUGAAACAGUUAGUGUAAAAAAUUUUUUAGUAGAAAUAACAUCAGCAUUUAUGAAAAUAAAAGAAUCUAUAAAUGAUUUAUUAAUGUUAUGUAACGAAACACUUGAAAACAUCCCGUCUGCACCAACAACUAUUGAAAAAAUACAAUCAACUGAAAAACUUAUUUCUCGUGAUCCAUCUAUCAUAAAAGUUUUUGAUGAAGACGAACUGCGAUAUUUAGUCAAUCAAGGUCCAUAUCAGCCUCUAUUACCACGAUAUCCAGUUAAUACACAACUAAAAAAGAAAAACACUACUUGCCAUUUUGUUCCUCAGUGGUACAAAGAAUUUCCUUUAAUGGAAUAUAGUCCUAUAACUGAUUCAAUUUACUGUUUUUGUUGUCGCUUGUUUGGACGUGGUCCUGGUAGUGCACAGUCAGAAAAUACUUGGGUUUCAACUGGCAUGAAAAUGUGGAAUAAAGUGAAAGGUUUUCAAAUAUAA